Messenger RNA from Clunio marinus, 3706 nucleotides. Lineage: Eukaryota; Metazoa; Arthropoda; Insecta; Diptera; Chironomidae. The record is from the annotation of a GenBank genome assembly.
AGUUUCAAUUUAACUUUCAUUAAAAAUGUCACGAAAUUCAGCAGAUUUUCCUUAUGAGAUUGUCUAUGUUGACGAUGCCACUCAAGCGAAUCUUUAUCGAGAUUUUGAGACUCAACAAAAAAUGAUUUCUGUUGGACCUGACAAGUGGUUCCAAACAGAACGUUAUAAAGAUUUUGCUGCUACAAUUUACAAUUUUGAAGUUCGACCUUCGGAUGUUUGGAUCUCAACAUUCCCACGUUCAGGCACGACUUGGAUAUCUGAAGCAAUUUGGUUGAUUUGCAAUGAUUUUGACUUUGAAAGUGCCAAGAAAAUCAACUUGGAUGAUCGUUUUCGGUUUAUUGAAUUUCAUACAAUUCCACCUGAAGAAGUUAAAGACGGGAUGUAUGAAGAACUUGCUGCUGAAACGAGUAGAAGAUUCAUCAAGACUCAUCUUCCUUUUGAGCUCAUGCCAAGGAAGAUCAAUGAAGUUGGAGCGAAAGUCGUUUAUGUCGCGAGAAAUCCAAAGGACGCUGCUGUGUCUUAUUUUCACUUCCAACAUACGAAAAUUUUUGGUUAUAAAAAAGAUUUUCCAUUAUAUGCUGAUUACUUCAUGAACGAUCUCGUUCUCAGUGCGCCACACUCCAAACAUGUUGUUAGUGGAUGGAAUCGUCGCAAUGAUCCAAACGUUCACUUCAUGUUCUAUGAAGAUAUGAAGAACAAUACGAAAACAACAUUGGAACAACUUGCUGAGUUCUUGGAGAAAUCAAUCAGUGACGAAAAUAUGGAAAAGAUGAUUGAACAUUUGAACAUUGACAACAUCAAAAGCAACCCCGCUGUGAACUUUUCAGCAAGAGAAAAAUCGUUCGUCACACAAAAUGAGGAAAAAAACUGGGAAUUUAUUCGUCGUGGAAAAGUUGGUGGAAAUCCUGAGAUGACAAGGGAGAUUGAAGAAAAAUUUGAUUCUCUCAUUAAGAAAGAUUACGAAAGUUUUGUUCGACCUUCGGAUGUUUGGAUCUCAACAUUCCCACGUUCAGGCACGACAUGGGUGUCAGAAGCAAUUUGGUUGAUUUGUAACGACUUUGAUUAUGAAACUACCAAGAAAAUCAAUUUGGAAGAACGUUUUCCCUUCAUUGAGUUUCAUGUCAUUCCAAAUGAAAAAGCAAUGAAUCAAGCAAAACAAUUUGGAGACCCGGAGAGUUUAAAACCCAGAAAUGUGCCAGUUUUUGAUCAGUUAGCUGCACAUACAACUCGUAGAUUUAUCAAGACUCAUCUUCCUUUUGAGCUUAUGCCAAGAAAGAUUAAAGAAGUUGGAGCGAAAGUCGUUUACGUCGCAAGAAACCCAAAGGACGUUGCUGUGUCUUACUUUCACUUCCAACACUCGCCAAUUUUUGGAUUCAACAAAAGCUUUGAAACAUUUGUUGACUAUUUCAUGAAGGAUGAGGUUCUUUAUGCACCUCAAUGGAAGCAUGUGCAGAGUGGAUGGAAGCAUAAAAGCGAUGGAAAUGUUCAUUUUAUAUUUUACGAAGAUAUGAAGAAUGACAUGAAGAAUUCUUUACGUAAUCUUGGCGCGUUCUUGGGAAAACCAUUAAACAAUGAAAAUUUGGAUAAGUUGAUGGAUCAUCUUAAAAUUGAUAAUGUUAGAAACAAUCCCGCUGUUAACGUAUCAGCGAGAAAGGAUCCAAACAUGCCUGUCCCUGGAAACUUUGAAUUUAUACGUCGUGGACAAGUUGGUGGAAAUCCUGAGAUGACGAAGGAAAUUGAAGAAAAAUUUGAUGUCUUCAUUGAUAAAAAAUUUAAAGGUUUUGGUUUAAAUGUGAAUAACGUAAUGGAAGAAGCGCAAUCAAAUAAAUCCAGUGAAGAAUUUCCAUACAAGUUCACUGAUCUCGAUGAAGAGUUGCACGAAAUUAUAUCACGAGAUUUCGAGACUCAAGCGAAAAUGUUAAUGAUUGGCCCAGAAAGAUGGUUCAACACGAUUCAUUACAAAGAUUUUGCUGCUAAAAUUUACAACUUUGAAGUUCGACCUUCAGACAUUUGGAUCUCAACAUUCCCACGAUCUGGCACGACUUGGGUGUCAGAAGCAAUUUGGUUAAUUUGCAAUAAUUUUGAUUACAAAACAGCUAAAGAACUUUCGUUCGGACAACGUUUUCGAUAUUUAGAACUUCACACAUCAGCAAGUGAUGAAGUGAUGAAAGAAAUUGAAAAAAAUGGAGAUCCAAAUAGUUUGAAUCGCAGACAUGGCCCAAUUUAUGAUUUUCUAGCAUCUCAAACUACACAAAGAUUUAUUAAGAGUCAUCUUCCAUUUGAACUCAUGCCAAAACAACUGAAAGAUGUCGGAGCGAAAGUCGUUUAUGUGGCGAGAAAUCCUAAAGAUGUUGCAGUUUCUUAUUUUCAUUUCCAUAAAAUGCCAAGUUUUGGAUUUUACAAAAAUUUUCCAACAUUUGCUGAAUAUUUAAUGAAAGGCUUAGUCAUGUAUGGACCACAUCCAGAACAUGUUUUGAGUGGAUGGAAACGUCGUCAUGAUCCAAAUGUUCAUUUUGUAUUCUAUGAAGACAUGAAGAAUGACAUUGAAAGUUCAUUAAGAAAACUUGGAACGUUUUUAGAGAUGCCAUUGAGUGAUGAAAAUUUAAAAGAUUUAAUUAAUCAUUUAGAGUUUGAUAAUGUCAAAAAGAACCCAGCGAUUAACAUAACAUCAUCAGAAGAUAUUGCAAAAGGCUGGGAGUUUGUUCGUCGUGGUAAAGUUGGUGGAAAUCCUGAGAUGACUAAAGAAAUGGAAGAAAAAUUUGAUUCAUGGGCUGAUAAGAAGUUUAAAGUUUUAUUCACUGUAAUCUUGAAUCUCAUCAUGAACACUUCGAAGACAUUUCCAUAUGAAUUUGAAGAACUUGACGAUGACAAGCAACGAAUUAUCAACAAAAUAUUUCCUAAUCAACCGAAGAAAUUGAUUCUAGUUGGACCUGAGAAAUGGUUUUUAACAGAAAUUUAUCGUGACUUUGCUAAUAAAAUUUACAACUUUGAAGUGCGAUCUUCAGAUGUGUUCAUUUGCACAAUGCCUCGAUCGGGAACGACAUGGACACAAGAAAUUACUUAUUUGGUUGAUUUAAAACAUAUCGUAACAUCAAUGAAAACAGAAGUUGAAGAUUCUGAAGACAUCUACGAACUGCUAGAAAAUCAAACAACUCGAAGAUUCAUCAAAACUCAUUUACCAAUUGAAUUUAUGCCACGAAAAAUUAAAGAAGUUGGCGCGAAAGUUGUUUAUGUUGCAAGAAAUCCGAAAGACGUUGCAGUUUCUUAUUAUCACUUUCUUGGUGUUGAUUCAGAUUUUCGUACAUUUGCUGAAUAUUUCAAGAAUGAUUCAGUUAUUUACACUCCAUAUUGGAAGCACAUUCUAGGCGGUUGGAAUCAUCGAAACGAUGCCAAUGUUCACUUUCUCUUUUAUAAAGAUUUGAAAGACAAUUUCCAAAGUUCUUUGAAAAAUUUGGCGUCAUUUUUAAACAAAACUCUAAGUGAAGAAGAACUUUUAAGUUUGGAACAACACACUUCGUUUGACAACAUGAAGAAAAAUCCUGCAAUUAACUUUCAAAUGAAUCAGGAAACCUCACCUAACAAGGCAUUUCUUCGAAGGGGGAAUGUUGGUGGAAAUCCCGAAGUAACUGAAGAAAUCGAUGACAUGUUUGAAGAAUGGACAACAAAGAAUCUUAGGGGAUCAGAUUUGAAAUUUUUAUUUCAAAAU